Molecule: messenger RNA, 2772 nt
Organism: Tetrahymena thermophila SB210
Lineage: Eukaryota; Ciliophora; Oligohymenophorea; Hymenostomatida; Tetrahymenidae
Product: zinc finger, C3HC4 type (RING finger) protein
Exons: 9
Source: RefSeq, a predicted model, not a curated record
UCAAUUUAAAUUAAAUAAAUUGAAAAUAAUAAAAAAAUAUAAUUUAAGGUCCAUAUAAAUAUUAAAUAAAUAAUAAACAGAAAGUAGAAAACUCACUUUCUAAAUUUCUUAGUAAAUUUAUAAAUAAAUCAACCAAAUAGCAAAAAUUAGAUAGAUAAAAUGAUUCAAGAAUAAGUUUAAGUAAACCAGGAACAAGCUCCUUAAGAAAAUUAACAACAGUAAUAGAAAAAAGACCUAAUAGAGAAACUAUCAAAAAAUUGCUCCGAUAUAGUUAAAAAUAUUAACAUGAACAGUGCUUACUUUAACAUAUUUCUAAUUUUAGUACUCUUAAUUUAAGCAGCAGAUCUUUCAUAUAUUGUUGUAUUAUGUUUUCUAUGGGUAUUCGAUAUAUAGGAGUUUUAGAAUUAAAUUAAGUAUUAUAGAUCUAUUCAGCAUAUAGAUAACGCUUUUGAGGCAUACAAAUAGAGAAUAAAGAGAUAAAUUAAAAUAGAAAUAUUGGACUGCAUAGUUGGGUUUCUAUUUAAAUUAAGCAUAUUGCUCUAUUUUUAAGGUUAUAUUAGCUCCCUCUCAUAGCCUUCGAUUGCAGCAAUUGGAUAUUAUUUCUUGAGAGUAGUUUUUAAUCUACUUUGUAGAUCCUACAAAAAGGAGGAUUUUGAUGCAGAAGUAGAGCUAAGUGAUGGUUAUUAAUUGAUUCAAGCUGAAAAACAAUCUAACUCAUUCUAUUUUAUUAUUAAUUACUGGAUUUUUCGCGUUUACAUCAUCUCAUAGGCAAUUUUCUUUAGCUUGAAAUUAGAAAAUUAUAUUGACUGGAGUUGGAGUGAAGUAUUUUGGAUUUAUUGGGUAUUUUUUUGCAUCAUAAUUGGUAUUACCUUGAUUAUUUUUCUAUUACUUGUGGUAAAAAUAUGCGAUUUUUGUGGAGGAGCAAAAACUGAAUUGAUAGAAAUACAAGGGCUAUUUUGGUUUUUCUUGAUUAUGGGAUUUAUUUCAGCUAAUUCGAGCUAUUCCGUUUUAACUUACACUGAUGUUUUAACUGAUUUAGACCGUGCAAAUAAUACUAUUGGUAAAACUACAGAGCAAAUGUAUGAAGAUCAAUUAAAUCUAAAAAAUACUUAGAAGAGUUUAGUACCAAUUAUUUUUCAAGUUGUUGGGGGAUUUUGUGGAUAAAUCUUAUACUUUUUACUACUUAGACACCAAAUUUCAGCUUUCGUGAGAUUAAUAAUGUUUGAGUAUGGAGAUUAGUAAGAAGAAGAAGAUUUGGAGCAUUAGCAUUAAUAAGAAGUAAACGAAUAAUAAAAUUAAGCUAACAAUAUCAGAGAUUAAAGAGCUCCUCCUAAAAAAGUGAGGAUGGCAUAUAAGUCCAAAUUAGUGCUAGAAGAAAAAGAGGUAGCUCCUACGAUGAAUUUACCUCAGUUUGUUUCAAAAGUUUCUUCUACUUAUUUUAAGUUCUUAAUGAAUAAAAAAGAUGCCUAGAAUGAAAUUAAGUAGAAAUAAAAGUCUAAACCAAAAAAAUAAAAACCUUAGUAGGUUUAAGUUAACUCUCCUUAGAAUGCAACUGACGAGAGAAGCAUGAAAGGAAAAAGCUAUUCGAAAAGAAGUUUAAAUAGAAGUGCUACAGCAACUGUAACUAUUAAUACACAAGGUAAUGUCAACACAUAGGCUGAUAUGCUACAUUCUUCUAGAUUAAAUACAUAAGACAAAUAAUUUGCUGAGAAUGAUUUCGAAGAUGUUUUCAAAGAAGGAAGUUCUGGAAGUCAAGACAAAAAGGAUUUAAGAGGAGAAAACAAUUUAAAAAAGAAUAAAAAGGCCCUUAUUAAAUAAAAGUUUAAUGAAAUUCCUAAUUUUAUAUCUCCAAAAGAAAAAAAUUCAAUAAAAAUUUAGCUCUAAUAAAAUGCUUUUGAUAAUAAUUAAGAUGAUGAUUAGCAUGAACCAAAUUAAAAUCAAAGAAGAUAAAUCAGUAUGGCAAAUCCUAAUAAUCAUAUGAAUGCAAUAUCAAUUGGUAAAGGGCAAAAAGAUCUAAAUAUGACUGCUCCCUUUGUUGUUCAUGGUGCACAUGAUCAUAUUAAAGAGGAAGAAGAUGAACAUGAAAGCUAUUUCUAAGAUAGAAAAAAUAAUUAAGAGAUGCACAAUAAAGAAGGGAUCAGUCAAAAUGAAUGUGUUAUCCAGUUUGAUGAAGAAAGCUAGGUGCAAACAAAAAAUGGUUUGGAUUCAUCAAGAAUUUAAAGUUAAUAACAAUCUGUUUCUACAUGUUUGGUAUGCUUUGAUGCUACCCCUGAUUCUAUUUUCAAUCCAUGUGGCCAUGGAGGUUUGUGUUACGAAUGUGCCAUAGAUUUAAUGAAAAAAACUGGUGAGUGUUAUCUCUGUAGACAAAAAAUUGAGGAAAUAUUGAAGAUUGAUAUAGAAAGCAGAAAUCAAGGAAUAAUGAAAAUAAUUACAACAACAAAAUUAGUAAAAGUUAGAGAAAAGAUAGAAAUAAGUGAAUAAGAAUACCAGUAUUAUUCUGCUUUAAGAAGGAAUCGUAGAUAAUAGCAACAGUAAUAAGGUAUCCCUGAAUAGCAAUCUUCGAAUGGCCAAAACUAAAUUUAACAUCCAUAAAAUUAAUAAAUCUAAUAAUAAUUGUAAUAAGCUAUUUAACAAAGAGAGUAAUAAUAUUAAUCUAAUGAUCAUUAGCAUUAAAAUAUAAAUUAGAUCUUGAGUUAAGAAAAUAUGGAUGUUAAUAAUUAAUGUUAAAUCUAACAAAAUCUAGUAAAUUAAAAUGAAGACAAUGUAGAUUGA